AUGAAUUAUUUAGAAGUUAGAAAGGCAAAUUCUAAAUUAAUUGAUAAACCGUUUCAAGAAUAGAAUAAUAGAAACUUGAUUAUAACAGAAUAGAUCUAAUCGGUAACAAAUAUAACCUUAUUCGAAAUUUCAAAUUAUUAGAUCGAUUAUCAUAAUUUGGUUUCUUCUAUUCAAUUAAGAGGUGGUGGAUGCUUGAAAUCAACACCAACUCGUUCUGAUUUAAUUUCUAAUUUGCAAUAAAUUGAUAAUAGAUUUCUAACCUAAUUACCAACAUUUGCAAACGUAAUUUCUGAAAAAUCUUUAAGUUUUUAAGAUAAAUUGUAUCAGGAUGAAGUACUUCUUGCAUUUUAGUGGUUUUAAAACAAUAAAGAAUAAUUUUAUAUUCUUUGUAAUAAUUAAUCUGAAAAUACAAAAAACUAUUAAUUGAUCGAAAAAAUAACAGAAUAAUUAAUGAGAUCAUUAACAAUUUAUAUCAAGUUGUCAGGCUUUCUUUUUAAAUAGUUAUUAUAAAUUUGUAAUGACUUCUGGAGAAUAAUAUUUUCUCAUUAAUUACAGAAUGAAGAUAGAUACAUGUAGGAUGAAAUUUAAAAGAAUUUUUUAGAAAUUAUUGAAGAGGUUGACUCUCAAAUGUAAGUAGAAGCAGUUAAUAUUUGGAUGAACGGAGCUAAGUUUGAGCUUUAAUUGAUAAAAAUUUGCGUAUCUCAUUGUAGGACUAAUUCCCAAAAAGGAUAGGAAUUAGUUAUAUCUAUUGUUAGUGGACUAUUUUCAUCGAUAUCUUAACUAAGACCUAGUGAAGAGCUAAUAGAUUCGUUAAUUGAAGGAGGAAAAUUUCUGCUCUUGAAUUUCUACCAUAAGUGA
Messenger RNA from Paramecium tetraurelia, 858 nucleotides. RefSeq lists its product as uncharacterized. The transcript has a single exon. Lineage: Eukaryota; Ciliophora; Oligohymenophorea; Peniculida; Parameciidae. The record is from RefSeq and is a predicted model, not a curated record.